Carya illinoinensis is the source of this 1071-nucleotide messenger RNA. Its product is annotated as F-box protein At2g02240-like. The transcript is spliced from 3 exons. Gene Ontology annotation, molecular function: protein binding. NCBI's taxonomy places the organism in Eukaryota, Viridiplantae, Streptophyta, Magnoliopsida, Fagales, Juglandaceae. The record is from RefSeq and is a predicted model, not a curated record. Bases 55 to 780 code for a protein of 241 amino acids.
UCAACGUCUUCACCCACAUAGAAAACCUGCAAGAGAAGAAUUAGGAAGGGGUAAAUGGAAACGCAUAUAACAAGGAUUGUGCCCGAAGAGUGCAUCGCCAACAUCAUUUCCAACACAAGUCCUCGCGAUGCAUGUAGAUUGUCGCUGGUUUCUCGAGGCUUCAAAAUAGCUGCCGCUUCCAAUCUCGUGUGGGAGAGAUUUCUGCCACCGGAUCAUUGGAACAUCAUUUGUGUCCGUCAGUUUCGUCAGAGGCAGCGUCAUCGUCAUCAUCAUCCUCCUCCUUUCAACGCACAGACUUUUGCAAUAAACAAGUGGAGUGGGAAAAAAUGUUAUAUGCUGGGAGCGAGGGAGUUAUCCAUAUCAUGGGGAGAUACUGAAUAUGACUGGCAAUGGAUUUCUUCAUCUAAGUCCCCAGGUUUACCCAAAUCCGGAUUCUCAGAGGUUGCUCAUCUUUGGCUUCUGUGGUGGCUUGAGAUAAUAGGCAGUGUCGAGACUAAAAUCCUAUCCCCAAAUACAACAUAUGGCGUAUACUUUAUUUACACCAUUGCACAGUUGCCCAAAAACAAUAUGUACUUUAAUACAAGUCCCUACGGGCUUUUCCACCCAAUGAAGGUGUCUCUUAGCAUUGAAAACGACAUUGAAGGUGAAACUACCAAUAUUGCUUAUCUGCAACCAAGAACAUCAAGAGACAGACCUCCUGGACAGGAAGGACGGCUUCCAUGCAAGAGAGAGGACAUGUGGAUGGAGACUGAGAAUUGGGGAGUUCUUCAAUGGAGAUGAGAAUAACGUGUUACAGAUGCACUUGUGGGAGACUGAAGCCGGUGAAUCUAAAUCUGGCCUUCUUGUCCAUGGCAUUGAGCUUCGGCCAAAAGAAGAAAAAAAUUAUUAGUAGAAUGAAUGGCUGCUAAUUAAUUUUCUUAUGGAUUCCUAUUUCUUCCUUUUCAUUCUCUAGAGUACUCUAGAAUCUUGAAGUGAAUAACUGGAAGUUUUGCAUGCAUGAAUUAAUCAUUUUAAUUCAUUGCUCGAUUGGUUUGAUUAUGCAAAUAUUUCAUUGAAGGCAUUCGAUUUUAA